GCCUGGCCCAUGGUCCCCUUGGAGUGGUGGCUAGCCAGGCUGCGGUGGUCAAGCUUGCCAGUAAGUGCCAGCAUCUGGGGGCUGAGCUGAGACCCGCAAGACCUGGGGUGUGGGAAAUGGGAUCUGCAGUUAGUUGCUUGCACAAAGGCUUCUCUCUUGAGCCCACUCCCUCUUUCCCUGCCCGCCCCUCCCCCUGCCCUUCCUGCUCAGUGAGUCCCUUCCUGCUAUUAUCUGGCUCAGGGCUCAGUGGUCCCUCUUCUUCUCCACUCCUGUUCCUCCUCCUUUUCUUUCCCUUUGAGCUCAAGAGUCUAGAGUUGUGCUCUCCUCCAGGAAGCCUGCCGGAGAGACUUGUAAGAGUGUCAGGGGCACAAAGGUGCCUCCUCAGGGAGCUCCCCACCCUCACAGCAGGUAGAAUGUGUGGAGUCACACCCCAUUGUCCAGCCCACCCCCUGGGGGCUCUUGGGAGGUGCAGAUCACCAUGAAAUGAUUUUCAGGCCAGAAGAAAUGUGCAUCUCACUGUAGUCUGACCAUCAUGGUGAUGUUAGGCUGCGGGACUUUGGAAUUCAUCCUGCCUGCAGCAUCUGACCAGUCAUCACCGCUUCUUAUCCUCUGGCUGCCUCUCUCCGACUGUGUCUCCAUUGGUCUAAAUUUGCUCUGCCCGUGUUUCUAUUACCCUGUGUUUCUCUGUGCCCGUGUAUGUGUGUUUCACUGUCUCUGCUCCCUGUGGCCUCUCUCCCUCGUGUUCCUCUCCUGUCCCUGCCCAUCUCACUGUCCUCAUCCCCAGCACUCGCAGGCUUCUCUUUGCACCCGGAGUCUCAGACGGUGGAGGAGAACGGGACAGCUCGAUUUGAGUGCCACAUUGAAGGGCUGCCAGCACCCAUCAUUACUUGGGAGAAGGACCAGGUGACAGUGCCUGUGGAGCCUCGGCUCAUCACUCUUCCCAACGGGGUCCUCCAGAUCCUGGACGUUCAGGAGAGUGACGCAGGCUCCUACCGCUGCGUGGCCACCAAUUCAGCCUGCCAGCGCUUCAGCCAGGAGGCCCUACUCAGCGUGGCCAGCAGAGGGUCCCUGGCACCCACCAGGGGGCAGGACGUGGUCAUUGUGGCAGCCCCCGAGAACACCACAGUGGUGUCUGGCCAGAGUGUGGUGAUGGAAUGUGUGGCCUCGGCUGACCCCACCCCUUUCGUGUCCUGGGUCAGACAGGAUGGGAAGCCCAUCUCCACGGAUGUCAUCGUCCUGGGCCGCACCAACCUCCUGAUCGCCAGCGCGCAGCCCCGGCAUUCUGGCGUCUACGUCUGCCGCGCCAACAAGCCCCGCACGCGCGACUUCGCCACCGCCGCCGCCGAGCUCCGCGUGCUGGCGGCCCCUGCCAUCUCGCAGGCGCCCGAGGCGCUGUCGCGGACGCGGGCCAGCACGGCGCGCUUCGUGUGCCGCGCGUCCGGGGAGCCGCGGCCCGCGCUGCGCUGGCUGCACGACGGGGCGCCGCUGCGGCCCAAUGGGCGCGUCAAGGUGCAGGGCGGCGGCGGCAGCCUGGUCAUCACGCAGAUCGGCCUGCAGGACGCCGGCUACUACCAGUGCGUGGCUGAGAACGGCGCGGGCACGGCGUGCGCCGCCGCGCCGCUGGCCGUAGUAGUGCGCGAGGGGCUGCCCAGCGCCCCCACCCGGGUCACGGCCACGCCGCUGAGCAGCUCCGCCGUGCUGGUGUCCUGGGAGCGGCCCGAGCUGCACAGCGAGCAGAUCAUCGGCUUCUCCCUCCACUACCAGAAGGCACGGGGCAUGGACAAUGUGGAAUACCAGUUUGCAGUGAACAACGACACCACAGAGCUACAGGUUCGGGACCUGGAACCCAACACGGAUUAUGAGUUCUACGUGGUGGCCUACUCCCAGCUGGGGGCCAGCCGCACCUCCACCCCAGCGCUGGUCCACACACUGGAUGAUGUCCCCAGCGCAGCACCCCAGCUCUCCCUGUCCAGCCCCAACCCCUCGGACAUCAGGGUGGCGUGGCUGCCCCUGCCUCCCAGCCUGAGCAAUGGGCAGGUGGUGAAGUACAAGAUAGAGUACGGUUUGGGAAAGGAAGCAGACCAGAUUUUCUCCACUGAGGUGCCAGGGAAUGAGACACAGCUUACGCUGCACUCGCUUCAGCCCAAUAAGGUGUAUCGAGUACGGAUUUUGGCUGGCACCGGGGCCGGCUAUGGGGACCCCUCCCAGUGGAUGCAGCACAGGACGCCCAGUAUGCACAACCAGAGCCACGAGUUGAAGGUACGGGCAAGGAUGGAGUCCCUGGUCGUGUCGUGGCAGCCACCCCCUCACCCCGCCCAGAUCUCUGGCUAUAAACUGUACUGGCGGGAGGUGGGGGCUGAGGAGGAGGCCGAUGGUGAGAGCCCCCCAGGGGGCCGUGGAGACCAGGCUUGGGAUGUGGGGCCUGUCCGGCUCAAGAAGAAAGUGAAGCAGUAUGAGCUGACCCAGCUAGUCCCUGGCCGGCUGUACGAGGUGAAGCUUGUGGCAUUCAACAAACAUGAGGACGGCUAUGCAGCAGUGUGGAAGGGCAAAACGGAGAAGGCUCCCACACCAGAUCUGCCCAUCCAGAGGGGGCCACCGUUGCCCCCCGCCCAUGUCCACGCAGAGUCAAACAGCUCCACAUCCAUUUGGCUUUGGUGGAAAAAGCCAGACUUCACCACAGUCAAGAUUGUCAACUACACUGUGCGCUUUAGUCCCUGGGGGCUUAGGAACGCCUCCCUGGUCACCUAUUACACCAGCUCUGGAGAAGACAUCCUCAUUGGCGGGCUGAAGCCAUUCACCAAAUACGAGUUUGCCGUACAGUCCCACGGCGUGGACAUGGAUGGGCCUUUCGGCUCCGUGGUGGAGCGCUCCACCCUGCCUGACCGGCCCUCGACACCCCCAUCCGACCUGCGCCUGAGCCCCCUGACACCGUCCACUGUUCGGCUGCACUGGUGCCCCCCCACGGAGCCCAAUGGCGAGAUCGUGGAGUAUCUGAUCCUGUACAGCAACAACCACACCCAGCCUGAGCACCAGUGGACUCUGCUUACCACAGAGGGGAACAUCUUCAGUGCUGAGGUGCACGGGCUCGAGAGCGACACUAGGUACUUCUUCAAGAUGGGGGCGCGCACAGAGGUUGGGCCAGGGCCCUUCUCUGGCCUGCAGGAUGUGAUCACCCUCCAGGAGAAGCUCUCAGACUCCUUGGAUGUGCACUCAGUCACGGGCAUCAUCGUGGGCGUCUGCCUGGGCCUCCUCUGCCUCCUGGCUUGCAUGUGUGCUGGCCUGCGCCGUGGCCCCCACAGGGAGGCCCUCCCAGGCCUGUCCUCCACGGCCACCGCUGGGAACCCUGCGUUGUACUCCCGAGCCCGCCUUGGCCCCCCUAGUCCCCCAGCUACCCAUGAACUGGAGUCCCUUGUGCACCCUCAUCCCCAAGACUGGUCCCCCCCGCCCUCAGACACUGAGGACAGAGCUGAAGUGCACAGCCUUAUGGGUGGUGGCGUUUCGGACUGCCGGGGUCACUCUAAGAGAAAGAUCUCCUGGGCUCAGCCAGGUGGGCCGAUCUGGGCAGGCUCCUGGGCAGGCUGUGAGCUGCCCCAGGCAGGCCCCAUGCCUUCUCUGACCCGGGCCCUGCUGCCCCCUGCGGGAACUGGGCAGACGCUGUUGCUGCAGGCUCUGGUGUAUGAUGCCAUAAAGGGCAAUGGGAGGAAAAAGCCGCCCCCAGCCUGCAGGAACCAGGUGGAGGCUGAAGUCAUUGUCCACUCUGACUUCAGUGCAUCCGCAGGGAACCCUGACCUCCACCUCCAAGACCUGGAACCUGGGGAUCCCCUGCCUUUGGAGUCUCCUGACCUCACUUCGGGUGUUGUGGAUCUAGGGCAGGGGGCAGACUGGCUGGACAGGGAGCUGGGAGGGUGUGGGCAAGCAACCACUGGGCCAGACAGACUUACCUGCCUGCCAGAGGCAGCCAAUGCUUCUUGCCGCUACCCAGACCUCCAGCCCAGUGAGGCUCUGGAGGAGGCCCCUGGGAACAGCUGCCAGCCAAAGGCCCCUUGCCCUCUAGGAGCCAGCCCAGGGCUGCCAAGAGCCCCAGUCUCCUCUGCUUAGCUCUCCCAGAGGGUAUGGUUUGGGGCAGGCUGGUAUGGAUCACAUGACACGUGCGGCCAUGCAUGUACACGUGUGUGCCUGCAGAUACUGAACAUCAUCAAGCCAUUUGGAGCCUCCUAGGGUGCUCUGGCUGAGGGGAGAGGAAGAAAUGGAUUAUUCACUCUCCCCCAUACUCUGUGACACAUGUGCUAUGUGAGAGACGUGUGAGGCACAGCUGUACGUGAUAUACACAUGUGUGAAACACAUGUGUGUGUGCUGGUUGAUGAGCUAGAAAACGUUACUCCAGGCAGUGGUCACUACAGCCUCAUUGAUCCUCCAGGUCAGGACAGUGCCCCAGAGUGGUCAGUUCCCAGCCCUGUGGGCCCUCCACCUCCAUCACCCACCUUUUAUUACACACUCUGAGAGUGUCUCCAAUGCCCUGUCUACAAAGACAGCCCCAGCCCACUUUCCUGUCUGGCUGGGCUGAGUGCAAGUAGGCUCUGAAUGCCUAAGUUUUAGUUGCAUCAUCUCCCAUCUCCCAUAUCCCCAUUGCCCAAAUUGAGAGGGUGACUCUGGCUCCCCUCAGAGCAACUCUGCAUUUCACUUUGUAAUUUGGGAAGUGCCUGGUUUUGAAAGUCUGCUUUCUCUUGCUCUCCCCUCCUCUCCUUCCCUUCACUACUCUACUGGUCUGUCUCCCAAUUAACUUGUUCUC
Molecule: messenger RNA, 4789 nt
Organism: Diceros bicornis minor
Lineage: Eukaryota; Metazoa; Chordata; Mammalia; Perissodactyla; Rhinocerotidae
Gene: IGDCC4
Product: immunoglobulin superfamily DCC subclass member 4
Exons: 18
Coding region: 697-4098 (1133 amino acids)
Biological process (GO): axon guidance; cell-cell adhesion
Cellular component (GO): plasma membrane; axon
Molecular function (GO): protein binding
Source: RefSeq, a predicted model, not a curated record